Messenger RNA from Aedes aegypti (yellow fever mosquito), 1800 nucleotides. It is a transcript of the gene Tsp68C, whose product is annotated as CD151 antigen. Gene Ontology annotation, cellular component: membrane. NCBI's taxonomy places the organism in Eukaryota, Metazoa, Arthropoda, Insecta, Diptera, Culicidae. The coding region runs from base 624 to 1685 and encodes 353 amino acids. The record is from RefSeq and is a predicted model, not a curated record. The transcript has 4 exons.
CAGAGGCAGCUCUAGCGUCGUCGGCGUCGCGCUUGAUGAGCAUAGUGAAUCCACCGAACAAUAAUGUGGACUGAUGGAUGGAUGGGUAGAUGGGAUGCCAACGAACGGCUUGCAGCUCCCCUGUAGUGGUCAGUCAAUUUGAUUUUAAUUGUAAUUGAGUCAGUCAGUCAGAGUACCGCGCCGCAGUCAGGUGUGUAUGAUGCGACGCUGCGUUUUCGGUUAAUUCAGUCCAUCGUCGACUUUGGGGCUGUAAUCGUCGCAAUCGGUUAUUCAGAAGUUCUUUCGUUAAACUCGAUCCCGAAUCAACGCCUACUCAAAGCAAUGUGUGAAAAGUGAUUUUCAAACUAUGUGAAACAAAAAUGUCAAUCGUAGUGAGCUUUAAUCGGUUGGGCGCCAACCGAGUAGUUCCAUAACGGAAAAAAAUGAAUAAAUGAUGCCUAAUCAAGUGACUUGAAAUUAUUAUUUUCCAACGGAAGUGACCAACAGAACAAAGAGGAAAAACGUGCACCGAUCGGAAGUGGAGAGCUUUGGCGGCACGUGCACUGUGUCGCAGUUCUAUAACAACGCCCCAUCAACGGACUGGAUAGUUACAUCGAAUCGAUCUGGUCGUCAUCGUGAUCAUCAUGAAGCUGGGCAAGAUCUUCAACCACAAGUUUGUGCUCGGCAGUUGCAAUUUGAUUUUCAUGCUAUGCGGUGUCACACUUCUCGCCACGGGAUUCUACAUGUUCACCGACGCACCCCGGAUAUUGCUGUCCCGUUUGCUGAUCUCCGCAACUGAACAUCACAAAACUGCUCUCUCAGAGCUCGAGCAGCCCCUGUUCUACUAUGUGGCGCUCGGACUCACCAUAGCGGGCCUGGUGGCCAUCACGGCCGCCCUCCUCGGAUGCUGGGCAUCCUGCAUGAAUACGUAUUGUGUACUCACUAUCUACUUCCUUAUUAUUCUUUCGCUCCUGGUUGGGGAGUUCGGCGUGUGCCUCAUGAUCACCGCAUGGCCACAGUGUCUCGGCUUAAACCUAGAUGAAACGGCCAUGGUCAAAGCACUGCAGGGUAGUUACGGUGUCCCCGGUCACGAGCAGUUCACCGCCGCCAUGGACCUGGCGCAAACCAUCUUCGAGUGCUGUGCCAUCAAUACGGCCAUCAACUACGACACCUCCCUGUGGAAGCUGCAGAGCUUGGGCAAGAAGGAGCUGACCGUCCCGCUAACCUGCUGUCGGCUGCAGAAUCGCUACGAGUUCUCUGCCUAUCUGGAUCCGAUGCCGAUGAAUCUGACUCUAUGCCAAGCGCUGCAACCGCACGAUUACGAGGGCAACCGUCAUUUGGACGGUUGUCUCCACAAAAUCGAAGUGUGGUACCGGGAGCAGUACUUCCUGUUCCUCUGCGCCGGUCUUAUCGUCGCCGUGGUCGAGUUCUGCGUCCUGCUCAGCAUCAUCCUCAGCUGUACGAAGCUGCCGCGAAAGUCGGCCAGCAUGAGUCCGGAACGGCUUCCUCCGACGGCGGCACUGAUGCGACCGGGACGACUCGGAGUGCGGGACAAUAUCUAUGAGCGGGAUCUGCCGACGCCGAUUCCGGUGCCGACGAUCCGCGAGACUUACCUUCAACCCAAAGAAUAUACCAAAGCGAGGCACGAGAUACCAUUCAACACCGGAUCGCACUACUAUCAGAUCUCCAAGAGCUAUCUGGUGUAGGGAAUGAAUGGUGUGAAGUGUGUGGUGGCCAGAUUUCCUUAGAUGUAAUGCUAAUUAGAGGUUAGAAUAAGAUUUAUAAUGUAUCGCACUGAAAGAGAGCGUAAUUACUGGAUGA